AUGGCAAUAAGUGAUGACAAACCCAGCACAAGCAGUCACAGCAGAGAUUUCAAUGCAAGAAGCGAAGACAUCCCUGCCAUAAGUGUUAAUGAUGAAGAUUAUUCUUCAUAUUUAACUCUCGUGGCAUCGCUUUCUGGCGAUUCUUCAGAUGAUGAGGAUUUAAAUCAAGCUAUAAUUGCAAGCUUGGAGAAUCAGAUUGCAGAAAAAGUCCCUGUUCAAGAGAUACUGCUGGAACUAUCAAGCAAAAUUAGCACAAAACAGCAGUGCAAAUUUAAUAUAAAUCGCUCUCCUGUGUGGGAGGGAGCCUUGCGUGGUUUUCAAAGGCUAUCUUAUGAUCCCAACUUGAUGAUCUGUGUGAAAUUCUCAGAUGAUAUGGGGAAAAAUGAGGAAGGGGUUGAUUUAGGCGGGCCAAGGAGGGAAUUCUUGAGACUAUUGAUGGACACCAUUGCCAGGUCAGCCAUGUUUGAGGGGAAAGAAAACUGCAAGAACUUGGCUCUUGACAGUACUGCUCUCAGAGGGGAUUGGUACUACAUCUCUGGCAGAGCCAUUGCAGUGAGCUUGGUACAUGGUGGUCCACCACCUAACUUUCUGUCACCAACAGUAUUUUCUCUUCUGGUUGGAAAUUCAGCAAAUCCAGCCCUGGAAGACAUAGCUGACCUGGAACUCUUCGAAAAAGUCAAAAAGAUAUCUCAAAGUACAACCCUUGAGGACCUUGAGAAGUCAAAAGAACCUCUGCUUGAUUACUUGGCCAAUGCAGGAUGCCUGAGGCCUAUGCGUUCACUAAGAGACAGGGAUCUGCUGGUACAUGACAUUGUCAUGUUUCAGGUCAUCCACAGGGUUCAAGGUCCAUUUCAAAGAUUUUGUGAAGGUCUGAAAACUCUUGGGGUUCUCGAGAAAAUCAGAAGGCAUCCAGACAGCUUUCGCCCUCUGUUCUGCUAUGAGCCACAUAUGCUGACUGCUGACCAGGUGGAUGAUCUUUUCAACAUUCAUCUAUCUCCAGAAGGAAGCAACAGAAGAGCUGCUGAGGAGAUGGUUGUUACCUUCUGGAGAGACUAUCUCCAAGAUGCAGAAGAAGAAGGACCUUCCAAAUUACAGAAGAUAUUGGCCUUUGCAACUGGAGCAACUGCGGUGCCACCUGUUGGCUUUUCCCCAGCACCCUCGAUUGAGUUCAUUCAUAGAGGAGACGACGACUUCUCUUCUACACCAAUUUUCCCUCUUGCCAACACGUGUGUUAACUACAUUAGGCUGCCACUGCAUGUUUCAUACCAGCUGUUCAAGGAGAAGUUUGAUUUUGCAUUAGGUAACACUUACGGCUUUGGCAGGGUAUGA
This is a messenger RNA of Pelmatolapia mariae (spotted tilapia), 1329 nucleotides long. RefSeq names its product G2/M phase-specific E3 ubiquitin-protein ligase-like. The transcript has 6 exons. NCBI's taxonomy places the organism in Eukaryota, Metazoa, Chordata, Actinopteri, Cichliformes, Cichlidae. Gene Ontology annotation, molecular function: ubiquitin-protein transferase activity. The coding region runs from base 1 to 1329 and encodes 442 amino acids. The record is from RefSeq and is a predicted model, not a curated record. Gene Ontology annotation, biological process: protein polyubiquitination.